Cucurbita maxima (winter squash) is the source of this 672-nucleotide messenger RNA. Its product is annotated as membrane protein of ER body 2-like. NCBI's taxonomy places the organism in Eukaryota, Viridiplantae, Streptophyta, Magnoliopsida, Cucurbitales, Cucurbitaceae. The transcript has 2 exons. The coding region runs from base 1 to 603 and encodes 200 amino acids. The record is from RefSeq and is a predicted model, not a curated record.
AUGGAAGCCGUUAUAGAUCUGCCGGUGGUGGUGGAAACGGAUAAUCAACUGACGCCGGCUGACGGAGAAAGUAAGUCACGUGCGAAGACGCUGAGCAGAACUUCGUCUUCUGAUAGAGAUGAAGUUUAUUCCGACACCGACACCGACACCGACGCCGAUGUUGAAAAUCAAAGGCUGUACGAGUUACCCAAUUCUCACGACUUCUACUGCACCAACUGCAAAUCAAGCAUAACUAAAGUGAUUAUUCUCCGCAACCCUCCGUCGUGGUCGUUGAUCUCGACUGCCGGAAAAUCAACCGAGCCACCGCCGAGUUGUUCACCAGAUCUGAUGCCGAAGCUGCAGCCUCGGUAUGAUACAGAUUCAGAAAGCUGUUGCAUUUCCAUUGAAUGCAGAGGCAAUGUGUAUAUGACCUUUGUAUCAAGCCGCCCCGAGCCUAGGCAUUGUUUCGAGAUAGUGAAGAGCAUUGUGUACGGAGGAUUAACCGAAGCAAUCACGAGCCUAGGCAUCGUAACCUCCGGAGCAAGUGCCAAUAUUCCAAUAGAGAUUAUCGGGGCUUUAGCAUUGGCAAACAUGAUUAUCGGUCUGUUUUUUAAACAUCUUUGACCAAGAUUUGGAUUAGAUUAUCGACAAUUUCCUCGAAAGCUAGGUUGUUUAGAAAGUGUUUAAUGGUGC